Messenger RNA from Plasmodium relictum, 885 nucleotides. RefSeq names its product palmitoyltransferase, putative (gene DHHC8). The transcript has 10 exons. The record is from RefSeq and is a predicted model, not a curated record. Gene Ontology annotation, molecular function: protein-cysteine S-palmitoyltransferase activity. Bases 1 to 885 code for a protein of 294 amino acids. Gene Ontology annotation, cellular component: endoplasmic reticulum; Golgi apparatus. NCBI's taxonomy places the organism in Eukaryota, Apicomplexa, Aconoidasida, Haemosporida, Plasmodiidae. Gene Ontology annotation, biological process: protein targeting to membrane; peptidyl-L-cysteine S-palmitoylation.
AUGGUUGAAACAAAAGGUGCGAAGGCUCCCUUCCUUUUACCAUUAUAUAAAGUUUAUGAAAGCAACAAUAUAUUUUUUUGUUACGGGAACAUCAUAACAGGGCCUAACAUAUUUUUUCUUAUUUUUACAUAUUUAAUUAUAAUUAUUACUAUUUUACCUAUCUAUUUAAUUAUAUAUUCUCAAAUAGAAAGUUCUAUUUUAUGUUUUUUUUCUAUUUUUAUAUUAACAAUCUUCUUUAUUUUAGUUUUAUACUUUUUAACAAUAACAGCAUUUUGUGAUCCUGGAAUAAUUCCAAAAAAAAAUUAUGUUGAUUUGUCAAUACCCAAAGGAAGAACUGCUUUUACUACUACUAAUAUAAACGGUACGAUUAUAAAGCAGUAUUGGUGUGUUCAUUGUAAUCAUUUUAAAGAACCAAGAUGUAAACAUUGUUAUAUAUGUAAUAACUGUGUUACUAAAUUUGAUCACCAUUGUGUAUGGAUAGGGAAUUGUGUAGGCAAUAGAAAUUAUAGAAGAUUUGUUUUUUUCAUUUUAAAUUUAUCUAUUCUUUCUACAAUAAUUUGUUUUAUUUUUAUUGGGUUCUUUAUUCGUCUUUGCAUAAAGGAAUACGAUUCAAUAAAUUUCGAAUCUAUGUAUUAUAUAACAAAGGAACAUUUACAUAUUGCAUUAUAUAUUAUAUACACAUUACCUGCAUCCAUUUUAUUAAUUAACUUAUUUUGUUAUCAUUUGAAAAUGAUACUAUGCAAUAAAACUACAUAUGAAGAUAUUCAAGGUUUAUAUUCAAAUAAUAAUCCUUUUGAUGAAGGUAAAGUAAAAAAAAAUGUAUAUUUACCAAAUAUAUCUAUUUGGCAAGUAAAUUGGAAAGAAAUCGUAAAAGUAUCGGUGUAA